CGUUUGGUUUCACAUCUCCUUCCUUGCUCCUUCCCAACUCUUUCUUCGUUCUUUCUUCAACGUCUUAUCAUGGUUGCUAAUGGUCACUCGCGUCCUGCUCUUGCACCCGGGCAUUUAUUGUUCACCUCUGAGUCUGUAGGUGAAGGUCAUCCCGAUAAAAUUUGUGACCAGGUUUCGGAUGCUAUUCUCGAUGCCUGCCUCGAGCAAGACCCUUUUUCAAAGGUCGCUUGUGAGACUGCAUCGAAGACCGGCAUGAUUAUGGUCUUCGGAGAGAUCACCACUAAAGCCCAGCUCGACUACCAAAAAAUCAUCCGUAACACAAUCAAACAAAUUGGUUACGAUGAUUCUUCUAAGGGUUUCGACUAUAAGACUUGCAACAUUCUUGUUGCCAUCGAGCAGCAGUCUCCUGAUAUUGCUCAGGGUCUGGACCAUGGCUCUCUAGAAGACCACGGUGCUGGUGACCAGGGUAUCAUGUUCGGUUAUGCUACCGAUGAGACACCGGAAUUUAUGCCUUUGACCAUCAUGCUUGCGCACAAGCUCAACCGUGCUAUGGCCGAUGCUCGCCGAUCAGGUCUUCUGCCUUGGUUGCGCCCUGACUCAAAGACUCAAGUCACUGUUGAGUACAAGAACGAUGGUGGUGUGAUGAUCCCCCUGCGUGUGGACACGGUCGUUAUUUCGACCCAGCACGCGGAGGAAAUCUCCACUGAGGAGCUUCGCAAGGAAAUUUUGAGCAAGAUCGUCGCGCAGGUCAUCCCCGCCAACCUUCUCGAUGACCGUAUCGUUUACCACAUUCAACCGUCUGGCCGCUUCGUCAUUGGUGGCCCUCAGGGUGAUGCCGGUCUGACUGGCCGCAAAAUUAUUGUAGACACCUACGGUGGUUGGGGUGCACACGGUGGAGGAGCCUUCUCAGGCAAGGACUUCUCCAAGGUUGACCGUUCUGCGGCGUACACUGCUCGUUGGAUCGCCAAGUCUCUCGUUGCUGCCGGCCUCGCUCGCCGCUGCCUUGUUCAGCUCUCAUACGCUAUUGGUGUCGCGGAACCCUUGUCUAUCUACGUUGACACUUACGGAACUGGCAAGAGGACGAACGAGCAACUCGUUGACGUCAUCAACAAGAACUGGGAUCUCCGUCCUGGUGUUAUGGUGCGCGAACUUGACCUCCAGAAGCCCCACUACUUGAGGACCGCGUCUUACGGCCACUUCGGUAACCCCGCAUACACCUGGGAGAAACCCAAACAGCUUAAGCUGUAAUCACUCUUUUGUCUCACUGGGUCGAAUAUCUCUCCAUCUAGCAUAGGAAGUUCAUCCUUCCCUAAUUUAUCAUCCAUCAUCGCACGCACCUUUUCUGUAGACUAUUGCACACCAUCGCUUUCUACUCCGCAGCCAAUACGCUGCCUAUUAUCACGACCAUUACCCGUGACUCUGUCAGGAUUCCAACGACGUUGCAUGUUGAUGCCCUACCUAUAUCCACUAUAUCACCUCGUAGUACCGAAGAAUACAAUCGCGUUCAACCGCGUAUUUUUCAGUGA
Molecule: messenger RNA, 1526 nt
Organism: Suillus subalutaceus
Lineage: Eukaryota; Fungi; Basidiomycota; Agaricomycetes; Boletales; Suillaceae
Product: methionine adenosyltransferase
Exons: 7
Coding region: 70-1248 (392 amino acids)
Biological process (GO): S-adenosylmethionine biosynthetic process
Cellular component (GO): cytosol
Molecular function (GO): ATP binding; methionine adenosyltransferase activity
Source: RefSeq, a predicted model, not a curated record